Molecule: messenger RNA, 1197 nt
Organism: Ustilago hordei
Lineage: Eukaryota; Fungi; Basidiomycota; Ustilaginomycetes; Ustilaginales; Ustilaginaceae
Exons: 1
Coding region: 1-1197 (398 amino acids)
Source: RefSeq, a predicted model, not a curated record
AUGGUCGAGAACAAUGAUAUUGGCGAUGUCAACCUCCUCGAGUGGUCUCACGAACUCGAUCGAGCGCUUCUCCAACUCCCCUUCAAACCCUUACAGUCAACAACGGACGAUGGUCGUGCGCUCUUCCUCUAUAAGCUUGCCUACUCUACCAAACACAAAGAAGCUGGGCUCCUCCUUCUCGACUGCGAUGCCUGUACCGCCUUCUAUGAGGGUGUCUCGUUGAGGACGCUCCAUCGACGCACCCGGCUGGGUACGGCGUUGAAUGGAUCAGACGAUGCCAGUCAUCUCUAUGCCAUUGUCACCGUCAUCCAUCGUUCGAUCAACGCGCAGAAAGAACUUGACGCCUCGCUCCGAACGACCAUCGCCCUUGAAUCAACUCGCUUCUCAUCAUCGCUGUCCAUCAGCGUCAAAUCCAGGCACGAUGUCUUGGAGAACAACUUCAAGUGCUCCUUUGAUCUCGACCCGCUUGAUCAUGCAUCCUUAUCCAACAUGCUCUCAUCUCAUUUCGUCCGCCCGCUACUAGGCCUUGCUGCAGUUUUGGCACGCUCAGCUUCCAUGGCACAGCUAGAUAGCAUACAACAGAUCAAGUCUAACUCAUCAGACAAGCAGAGCACCAGCUCUGAUUCGCUCGAGCUUAUUCGUCGUUCUGCGCUGUCCCAUGCGGGACUGCCUGUAAAACUCCUUCAUCCCCUCUCAAGUGGAACAAGCGGCGGGAGCACCUCUCGCGGUGAAGGCUUUACCUCUUCCGCAAAAACAAAACAUAUGCCUUUGCCGGGUACCAGAUCAUCUACCUUUAAUGAUGAUGCUUGCAACGACGACCAUCUCGAUGACGACACGCACUUGCUGCUCUUCGGCCCACCCGGGUGUCGACUACCUGACACCAGUCCAAUUGCGCGUGGAGCUUCAGCAAAGAUCAAGCAAGAGGUCCCCUCUUCCUCUCCAAUGUAUCCACCCAGCUCUGACAACGAUGAUGAUGCCGACAUAACCCUCACAGCCCCUCCAGCUAGCGCAGAUAAUCGCGAUUCGCACACCAAGACCGAUUCCAUACACACUCGGAAGACACCUGCUAACAUCGCCUCAACCAAGCCCGAAGAAGAAGAAGAACAAGACUCUGACACCAGGAGCGAAGAAGAAAGCCUUAGGGUUAGGGUUAGGGUUAGGGUUAGGGUUAGGGUUAGGGUUAGGGUUAGGGGUUAG